AUGCCGUCAUGGGUCGAAAAUCUCGCUGUACGAUCAAACGGCCAAAUUCUGGUCACUCUUUCCUCGGCAGCUGAGGUAUUCCUUAUUGAUCCUGCCGAUCCCUCCAAGGCAGCUCUGAUUCACAGGUUCUCCGAUGUCACAGGUAUGUCGGGGAUCAUUGAAGUGGAGCACGACAAGUUCUAUGUCGUAGGAGGCAACUUCGAUCUCAAGACGUUUGUCAACCAAUCAGGAUCAUAUAAAUUAUGGGAGGUAGAUAUGACAGAUUACGGCCGUGACAGUAAGGCUAUAGUAACAGAAGUCAUAAGGCUCGACAAGAUCGGCAUGCCGAACGGACUAGAGCUACUGUCAAAGACUGAAAAAGUCAUUCUCGCCGCUGAUUGCGAAGCCGGUGCUGUGUUCAAGAUUGACCUUGUGAAUGGGUCACAUGAGACAGCAGUUGAGGUUGAUGAGAUGAAGAAUCCAGACCAGCCAUUCAUUCCCAUUGCGAUCAAUGGUAUUUCAGUGCAUAAGGGAUAUCUCUACUGGACCAACACCUCAAAGGCACUGUUCUGUAGAGUAGAGGUUAGCGAGGAUGGUACAGCUGCAGGGGAAGUGGAGAUUAUCAAACAAGGACUAAUUGGUGAUGAUUUUUGCUUCGAUAUGGACGAUAAUGCAUGGAUUGCACGAAAUCCAUUUAACACCAUCGCAGUGGUUAAGGCAGCGGGUGACGCAGUGACUGUUGCCGGACAAUUAGAUCGUUUAGAAAUCGCUGGGGUGACAGCUUGCCAAUUCGACAGAAAACCUGGAAACGAGCACAUGCUUUACGUUGUUACAAAUGGUGGCCUUGGAGGUCCCGUCAAUGGAACCCAAGUCGAGGGCGGCAAGGUUGCGGUCAUCGACACCUCAUUGUUCAAGGCUUAG
Messenger RNA from Phaeoacremonium minimum UCRPA7, 900 nucleotides. RefSeq names its product putative six-bladed beta-propeller -like protein. The record is from RefSeq and is a predicted model, not a curated record. The transcript has a single exon. Bases 1 to 900 code for a protein of 299 amino acids. Lineage: Eukaryota; Fungi; Ascomycota; Sordariomycetes; Togniniales; Togniniaceae.